Molecule: messenger RNA, 1092 nt
Organism: Saccharomycopsis crataegensis
Lineage: Eukaryota; Fungi; Ascomycota; Saccharomycetes; Ascoideales; Saccharomycopsidaceae
Gene: MRP51
Product: mitochondrial 37S ribosomal protein bS1m MRP51
Exons: 1
Coding region: 1-1092 (363 amino acids)
Biological process (GO): mitochondrial translational initiation
Cellular component (GO): mitochondrial small ribosomal subunit
Molecular function (GO): structural constituent of ribosome
Source: RefSeq, a predicted model, not a curated record
AUGUCCUCAGCAAAGUUUGCCAACUUGCUUAGAAACUCCAAGAUAGCCUCAGUGGCUACUCCAUUGAAGAAAUUCGAUGCCUUUGCCCCAAAGUACUAUCCUACACAUCAAGUCAUCCAAACAACGUCCGCCAGUUUGAACAGACAAGAUUUUGGUAUCAAGGCCUCCUUACCUAAAAAAAUCAAGGGAAGAUACAUUAUAUUAGAUGAUUUAGACACACUAGAAGGGGUCACUGGCUUUGAACCAACCUCGGAAUUCUACUGGAUUAAGAAAAGAUUCCAAGAAUUGGGGAUCCCUGUGAUUCCUCCAAAAAGAAUUGCUAACCAAAUGAGCACCCUUUUCGCCGAUACCGAAUCAGAACAUCAAAAUAAAUUCAAGAGCGAAGCCACCAAUUUAUACAGCCUUUCCGACAAAAACCGGUUUGUCAGUUUGAGUGAUAUCUUGGGGAUUGAUAGCUCUACCUCCCCAGCAGUUUUGAAAGCAUUGCUGAGGGACUUGAAAAAAAUUAGACAUGAUUUCCAACAACACGUCUUGAAAAACCACCCCCAGAAAUUAAACCCAUCUGCUUUCAACAAGAGCUCUUUGGCCUUGGAAGCUUUGCAAUUCAUGAGCAAAGAAGUGGAGCAACACAAGAUUUCCAGAGUCGAUUCGGUAAAUAAAGAUAAGACUUUCCUUAAGUUGGCUUCCAACCCAAGAUCUGCCAAAAUCAAGGGUACUGGUGGUUUGUCAUAUUUGCAAAGAGGCCGUUUGAACAGCACGGUUCAUGGUUAUUCCGACACCACCGUUGUUCCUGGUAGAUUGGUAAAUGAAGGUAAUAAUUAUGGGGUUGCCGGGUUCGUCACUAAGUACCAAAUUGAAGCUGCCACUCAAGCUGGUGCCGCUAAAGCUGUCCCAGGUAAACACUACAAGCAAGUUAUGAUUCCAAGUGCGGUUUCCCAAGCUUCUAUGAGACCUAAUGGUAGUGUUAGCUUGAAGACUCUUGGAAUUAUGAAAACUUUUGCCGGAGAAAACUCUGAUGCUUUGAAGAAUAGCGGAUUGUUGCAAUACGAACGUUCCACCAAGAAGAUCACCGACAUCUUGAAAGAUUUAUAA